AUCCAAGGCGAAGGCUGUUUUUGAGGAGCUGUGGUUCACACAGAAACUGGAUCACUUCAAUGGUGCAGACAGCAGAGAGUGGAAGCAAAGGUAUUUCAUAAACGAAUCUUUCUACAAGCCUGGUGGUCCGGUGUUUCUGAUGAUCGGUGGAGAGGGUCCAGCUAAUCCGGCGUGGAUGCAAUACGGCACCUGGCUCACCUACGCAGAGAAACUGGGAGCACUCUGCCUGAUGCUGGAGCAUCGUUUCUACGGAAAGAGUCACCCGACGGUGAACCUCAGCACAGACAGCCUGCGCUUCCUCAGCAGCCGGCAGGCCUUGGCUGACCUGGCUCACUUCCGUACGGUGAUGGGUAAAGCCCAAGGGCUGACCAACAGUCGGUGGGUGGCUUUCGGUGGGUCAUACCCGGGCUCUCUGGCUGCUUGGUUCAGGUUGAAGUACCCCCACCUGGUGCAUGCAUCUGUGGCCACUAGUGCUCCUGUGUAUGCCACCGUCAACUUCCCAGAGUACUUGGAGGUUGUGUGGCAUUCACUGGCCUCAGAAAACACAGAGUGCCCCAUUCUGGUGAAAAAGGCGUCUGAUACCCUCGUCGCACAACUGAAAGACCCCACAACCUUUGACAACAUCACCAAAGACUUUAAUUUGUGCUCCAAACUGCAGAUCCAGACAGAGAUGGACUCUGCCUAUCUCCUGGAAACACUUGCAGGCAACUUCAUGGAUGUGGUCCAGUAUAAUGAAGACAACAGAGGGUUUGAGGGUGCGGUGGGUGGCAACAUAACCAUCAAGGUGCUGUGCGGCGUGAUGGCCAACGCCUCACUGGGAGAUCCGUAUGCCCGCUACGCUGCCGUGGCCCGUCUGAUGAUGGACACUCUCUCUCUGAAGUGUCUGGAUGCCAGCUUCAGUAACUACACCAGAGACAUGAGUAAUACAUCCUGGGAUGGGCCUGCUGCAGGGGGAGGGAGACAGUGGGUCUAUCAGACGUGCAGUGAAUUUGGAUUCUACCAGAGCACAGAUUCACCUAACCAGCCAUUCAGUGGCUUCCCUCUCGGUUAUCAGGUGAAGCAGUGUGCAGCUUUCUACAACAUAAGUGCCGAGCAGGUGGCAGAGGCCGUGGCCCAGACCAAUGAGUACUACGGAGGCUAUGACAUCCGCUCCAGCAGAAUAGUUUUCCCCAAUGGGUCCAUCGACCCAUGGCACGCCUUGGGAAUCACCCAGGACAUCACAGCUGAGCUCCCUGCUGUUUUCAUCAAAGGAACAGCUCACUGUGCCAACAUGUACCCAGCCCGGAGCCAGGAUCUCCCACAGCUGUCUUUAGCUCGGGACCACAUCUUUUUACUCCUCCAGCAGUGGCUGAAGCAAUAAAUCCCGGAUGAAGUGAAGUGAAUCCUCCUGAUCAAUAAAACUUGGAACAAGACUUUUUAAAUUGCUGUCAGAUUUAUGGCUGCUUUAAAUGCUAACUUGCACUAUUCUCAGUUAAAAAGCAGCUGAAUGUUGAGGAGUUCAGGAGUAUUUUUUUGAAGUGAUUUAUUUUUCAUUUUCACUUUUCUUUUAUGUUUGCAGUUUUAGAGUAAACUGCUGCCUGAGUGGAACGUUGAAUGCUGUAUUGUGAUUUUUUUAUGCCUUUAGAAGUUGAUGUAUAACUUUUUUUGGUCCAUGUUCACAUAUCUGUAAAUCAGGUAUCACUCCUCUGAGCCAGUUUUGAAAUUUGAUUUGCCAGCUUAAAUCGGACACACAAGAACCCUGUCUGUUUUUUUAAUUAGUUUUUCUCUGACCUCAAAAUGAUUGAAGUGGAAAAUUCAGACUGAUCUUUUCUGUUUGCAACAUAAGUAAAUGAGUAAUGAGUGUAUCUUCUGUUGAUUAUAUUGUUGAUUAGCAUUACGCUUUUUGUGUUUUUAAUUUGCUAAUGAUAAAUAAACCUUGAUUUAUUGCAACAUAAAA
Austrofundulus limnaeus is the source of this 1936-nucleotide messenger RNA. It is a transcript of the gene prss59, whose product is annotated as serine protease 59, putative. NCBI's taxonomy places the organism in Eukaryota, Metazoa, Chordata, Actinopteri, Cyprinodontiformes, Rivulidae. Gene Ontology annotation, biological process: proteolysis. The record is from RefSeq and is a predicted model, not a curated record. Gene Ontology annotation, molecular function: dipeptidyl-peptidase activity; serine-type exopeptidase activity.